UCUGUGGUGUUCUGUGGUUUCAGCGGAGUCGGCGGUGUCGACCGCGUCGACAGUUUUAAUGUAUGUUGUUUCAAUACAGUGUUUUGGAACGUAGGACAGCUGUGGAAGGACGGAAGCACGCUAUGCACUUGCCUGAAGAAAAGAAUGCACAUGGCAUCUGUCUGUAAACAGAGCAGUGAUAUUUACUUAUUACAACCAGAAUUAUUAAAUGAAACAGCAUUAAAGCAAAUACUAGAAUUAAUAGGUGAAGGGGCAUAUUUAAGCAGUCCCUCCAAGGACUGUUGAAGAUCUCAUGGCAAGACUUCAAGCACCCGUGACAGCAGUUGAUGCCAACAUGUUAAGAGAUGUGUGAAGCUACAGAAUAUGAAUUCCAUGAGCAAGGCACAGCUGGUGGAAAUAUUUUAUCGAAUAGCUACCCCUCUACCACAGCGCAUUUACAAAGACAACCGUAGAGGAAGACUUCUAACAAAAAUGAGAAGAAAGCAAGAGAGAAGCAGGAAGAAAGCAGAAAUUAUAGAAAAGAAGUCCAGUAUUUCAUAUGGCUUCAGUGAAGCUUCAACAUCACAUGAACAUGGUUCCCAUAGCACUGGAGACAGACUGAAACCACCUCCAGAUACAGUACAUUUUGAACAUAAGAAGAUAAAGCUGAAUUCUAGUUCUGGGUCUGAUGACUUAAAGAGCAUCCAAAUGAAGAGGUUGAAAAAAUUUGAGAACUCUGAUCCUAAUGGAGAUAUUCUUGAUAGAAUUAUCAUUAAGGACAGACGUAAAGAAAAAGAGAAAGAAAGGAAGAGUGAAGGACAAAAUAUGAAACAGAAGCAAGCAGAUGAAGGUAUUACAGAUACACCUUUAGGACAGUCCAGAUCCCCGGAUUCUGAAUCUAGUAAUGGGAAAAAGCAGUUGGGAUCCAGAAAGAUCAAACUGAAGAGGUCACAUUGCAGUUCCAGUUCUGAGGGUCCGCACUCAACAGCUAACAAGGAUUCAGAAGUCAAGAAACACAAAAUAAAAAUUAUCUGGCCAUGAAGUGAAAAGAGAAAUGUGUUGGUAUACUUUAACCUUUUGCAGUCUAUCAUUUUUCAUGUUUAUUCUGUGUUUGUCCAAAUUAAUUUUCUUCUUCUGAGAUGUGAUACCAUGUAGUCCAAUAGAAUUCCCUGAUGUUGUGGAGGAAUUUACUGCCCUGUCUAAAGAGCAAGCCAAGCUUGCUAGCAGCAAGCAAGUUUUGCUUACUCUUUUCUUGACCCAGAAGAUGGAGGUAGUACAUUCUUCCAAAAUAAUGAACUUCUGCCAGACUACAGGGCAUCGCAUCCCAGACGAUAGCACUUUUUGUGUGCACAGCUGUGAGAACCUCAAAUGCUACAGUGUUACACUUAUUUUGACUGUUGCACUGUGCAUGACAGGACCAGAAGAGAAGAUGAUUAAUUUCAUACUCAGUUGGACUACAAGGGGCCCUUCUUUCCAUGCUCAGUCCUUAUGGAUUCAUACUUAAUUAUAAUAAGACUUACACACAUCUGGGUCCCAUGACUGAAAUAUGAAAUUGUUUUGACAUAAGGAUGUCCUUGGGACAUUGUCCAUUAUUCGAGGUUAUAAUUUUAGGGUCUCCAUAUAUCUGUGGACCCAGAAGGUUUGAGAAUACCAACAAUUACUGCAAUGUGAACACCAGUUAUAAUGAUAAGUCUCUGAUGAGCAGUAGAGGUGCAGUUUCUACACAGAGUAGCAGGUUAUACUCUGUGGGACAAGGAAAGAAGUGACAAAAUAAGGUCACAACUAGGAAUGAAGAACUUGGACAAAUAAAUACAAAGAAGGAAGAAAGAUUGGCUGAAACAUCUGCAGAGGAUGUCAUCA
This is a messenger RNA of Cryptotermes secundus, 1839 nucleotides long. RefSeq names its product ashwin. Gene Ontology annotation, biological process: embryonic morphogenesis. Gene Ontology annotation, cellular component: tRNA-splicing ligase complex. The coding region runs from base 364 to 1020 and encodes 218 amino acids. NCBI's taxonomy places the organism in Eukaryota, Metazoa, Arthropoda, Insecta, Blattodea, Kalotermitidae. The record is from RefSeq and is a predicted model, not a curated record. The transcript is spliced from 5 exons.